CGCUACAAGUUAAAAGGCCAAUCAUUUGAGGGAACAUCAAAAGUAUCCACCUCAGUAACGCAUCGUCUACACCUCAGUAACGCUUCGAACGGCCACCGAGCCGCUUGUGUGUGUGACAAACAAUAUUCGAAAUGCAGUUUCAACUUUCGUAUUUCGUACUUGUGUUUUAUCUUACGGAAUUCAUAAAUGCAGAUAAGCAAUGCCGAAUGCCGAACGGCAACACCGGAGAAUGCAUGAUAAUGAAGAAAUGCAAGCCUCUGUACGAACUCAACAGGAAGAGAACUAAGACUAACGACGAACUGUUGUAUUUGAGACAAUCAUUGUGUACAGUCACAAGUGGCUUCAAACAGGUGAUUUGCUGUCCACCCGAAUCGCAGUGGUCCGACUUCGAUGGUAUAAUAAAGCCUGUUUUAUAUGAAGAAUUUAAAAUUGAUGAUAUAGUUACCAAAGAAAAACCCGUUACGAUCAACGACAAUGGCAUUGAAUUGGACACUCGAGGUACUAAAGACGACAGAGAUCCACCGAAUAAUACAAAUCAAGACAAUAUUUCCAAAGUACCUAUUGAAGAUGACACAGAUUGUGGAAAAGAUACAUCUAAUGCUAAUAGAAUAAUUGGUGGAGGCCCAGCGGCGAUCGACCAAUAUCCCUGGCUCGUACUGCUCGAAUAUGCGAGAGGGGUCACUCUUUGCGGCGGCAGUCUUAUUUCAUCAAGAUUUGUUCUUACUGCAGCGCAUUGCUUACGAGAAGAUAAUUUACCAAUUUUCGCCCGAUUGGCCGAAUAUAACACUACGUCUUAUCCAACUGAUUACGUCGAGACUGAUGGCGGUGGAGUCGAUAGCAUAACGGUAGAAAUUGUAGCAAUAGAAAGAAGUAUACGUCACCCCAACUACACAAGGGCAUAUCAUCAUCAUGACAUCGGCCUAAGUAAAUUAAAACAAGCUGUAACUUUCACAGAAUUCAUCCGUACAAUAUGCCUACCGACGCUAGAUUAUCGGAAAACUUUCACUCUACCAUUAAAUUUCACUGUCGCCGGUUGGGGUAGUGACGGUUCAAAAUUUAGCGAUGUCAAGAAACACGUAAGAAUACCUUAUGUACCUAACGAUCAGUGUAGACAAAGCUAUCCAUUGAACAGAAUAGUUGAUAGUCAAAUGUGUGCGGGAGGGAGACGUGGGGAAGAUUCCUGUUCUGGUGAUUCCGGUGGACCAUUGAUGUAUGAGCUAGAAGACAAUACUUACGUAGCCAUUGGAGUGGUUAGCUUCGGUUACAGAGAGUGUGGUACUGAGAACAUACCGGCUAUAUACACAUAUAUUUAUCAAUAUUUAAAUUGGAUAAAGGAUAAUAUGAUAUAAAAAUUGUUAAGACUUGUAUUUACUUAGCUUUAGGUAAACAUUGUGGUGCAAAAUGACCUCAAUAAUUUUAGUUAGCUAAAAGAGAUUUAUAGAGUGAGGAUAUUGACUGAACCCAUGGUGAAGUGUCAUCAAAGAUGAACAAAGUUAUUAUUAAGGAGUUUAUAUUUAAGAAAAUCAUUGAAGACAAAUGAAAAUUUAAUUAUUUAUUUAAUUCCCACCAUUGGUAAUUACUAUUUAGCAUUUUAUUGAUAUUAUUAUGUACAGCUUUGAUCUCGAUGUGUAAUAACUUUGUAAUUACCUGACUUGUAUAUUUCUAGUUUUUUUUUUUACUACAUGGAUACUAUUGAUGUGUAUUUCCUUGCAUUUUAGUUUUAAUUUUAAAUAGACAUUUUAAUUUGAUAAUUAUUUUCAGUCAAAUUAUUAAUUUUACUCAUAUAAUGGAUACACACAGUCGUUUAAUUGUAAAUUUUUAUUGUCAAUUUUUGUUAAGAUAUAAGCAGAUUGUUGUUACGUAUCUAAUAUUUCUUGUACCAUUUCAACUAAGCUUUACACUUCUGCAAGGUUUUUAACAUUGUUCGAACAGCAGGAUUUGAGUCCCCAUUCCCGAUCUGAAGACCGUACCCUUUAACCAUUAAGGCUUUUAGUUUUAAAAUCUACACGUGAUUGUCGUAUUCACUGAACGACUCUGCGUUUUAUAGUAUUUUGUUAAUGUAGUCUUAUUUAUUUAGUGAUAAGUCGCUUUGCAAUUUAGUACUUAAGUCAAAAACAAUAAAAAUUACU
Molecule: messenger RNA, 2129 nt
Organism: Papilio xuthus (Asian swallowtail)
Lineage: Eukaryota; Metazoa; Arthropoda; Insecta; Lepidoptera; Papilionidae
Product: venom protease-like
Exons: 6
Coding region: 132-1349 (405 amino acids)
Biological process (GO): proteolysis
Molecular function (GO): serine-type endopeptidase activity
Source: RefSeq, a predicted model, not a curated record